AUGGCAUCCAGUCGAGCGAUUGAGAAGAACCUUGUGAUGGAUAAAGAACGCUUAGCGAAUGAGUUGACUCUGCUUCAAACACAACUGAGGUCCAGCUCCAGCCCGCAAAUGUUUCAAACUGUACACAUCGAGUUGGCAAUCACCAAAAACGAACUCGAAAAUAACAAACGUUUAAUGAUUGACAUUACGGAGAAAAAUCUCCACUUGAAAAAAGACGAUUCGCGGUUAAGGCGGAAAAUCGAAGACAGAGAUAAAAUUAUCGCAUCUAGUGCGAUUGAGAAAAACCAGAUUGUAUUGGAAAAAGAACGCAUAGCGAAUGAGUUGAGUCAAGUUCAAUCACAACUGAAAGACUCCCAUUCCAACCUGCAAAUGUUACAGAAGGUACACGACGAGUUAGCAACUACGAAAAGGGAACUCGAAAAUAAAAAACGUCAAAUGACUGACAUUGAGUCAAAGCUUGAGUCAAAGAAUAAAACCAUUUCUGAACUUGAAACGGAAAUUCUCCGUUGGACCGAAAACGAUUUAAAGCUGAGGCAAAAAUUGGAAGAAACUGAUCGUCUUCUUCAAUCCGGUCAGGCGGAAAUGGAAGAACUACGGGUAUCCCAGACCGAAAGGAUCGAGCGCUUACAGGAUCAAGUGAAAAGUCUAGAAGAGAAGAAGAAGAAAUGGAAGAAGCCGUUCAAAAAUUUGCCAAAAUGGAAGAUAUUUAAGCCAAAAGAAAUGAAACCGAAAUUGGCGGCAGAAGUCGGAUGA
This is a messenger RNA of Daphnia pulex (common water flea), 753 nucleotides long. RefSeq names its product spindle pole body component 110-like. Gene Ontology annotation, cellular component: late endosome; lysosome; autophagosome. Bases 1 to 753 code for a protein of 250 amino acids. Gene Ontology annotation, biological process: positive regulation of autophagosome maturation; plus-end-directed vesicle transport along microtubule. NCBI's taxonomy places the organism in Eukaryota, Metazoa, Arthropoda, Branchiopoda, Diplostraca, Daphniidae. The record is from RefSeq and is a predicted model, not a curated record. The transcript has a single exon.